Sciurus carolinensis (gray squirrel) is the source of this 5307-nucleotide messenger RNA. RefSeq names its product zinc finger and BTB domain containing 26 (gene Zbtb26). The coding region runs from base 677 to 2104 and encodes 475 amino acids. Lineage: Eukaryota; Metazoa; Chordata; Mammalia; Rodentia; Sciuridae. Gene Ontology annotation, cellular component: nucleus. Gene Ontology annotation, molecular function: RNA polymerase II cis-regulatory region sequence-specific DNA binding; DNA-binding transcription factor activity, RNA polymerase II-specific; protein binding. The record is from RefSeq and is a predicted model, not a curated record. Gene Ontology annotation, biological process: regulation of transcription by RNA polymerase II. The transcript has a single exon.
CUUUUUACUUUGAGAUGAGAUCUCACUAAAUUGCUUAGGCAUUCACUGAGUUGCUGAGGCUGGCUUUGAAUUUGUGAUCCUCCUGCCUUAGCCUCCUGAGUCAGAGGGAUUACAGGCAUGUGCCAAGGUGCCCAGCUGAAGAAAUGUUCUUAAAACAGAGUUUAGAUUUCUCCACAGUGCACAGGAUAAAGAAAUAUGAUUUUGAUACUUACCAAACAUUGUCCCUCUACAUCUGUGACUUUUUCACUUUAUCACAGAAACACUUACAUAAAUUCACAUUGGUUUAGACAGAAAAGGGGUUGCCCAGGAAUGUGUGUGGCAAACAGUGUUGCUGUGGUUCUUUAAAAUACAAAACAAAGGAAGAGUAUUUUGUCUUAGAAGAAGCAGGUCCAUGGUUUCAUAAAAAUAAACCAAUUCUUUAUCCUUACAUUGGUUGGGAAACCUGACAAUUCUCAUUUGCGAAGUGAAUAGAUAUUCUUGGAGUAACGUGGAGUAUAUAUUCUUAUAUUAAGUAUCUUAAAAAGUUGAGUAAAUGUCCAGCUGUUUACACUUAUACAUGUCUACUCUUCAGGUGCAAUUGACACUUGAUGUUGGUAAGGAGCAAUUUUAAUAGCCAUUAAAACAAUUAAAGUAGCUUCCUCUUUCAAGGAAAAUUUCAUUUGGAUACAUACAAAAAAUGACAACAAAUUUGGUUUUGGAAGGUAAAUCCAGGUUUCUUGAUUGUUUGAAUUUCCUUCAAUUCAACCUUUUUACAUUUCUGUCCUUUAGGUCUGCCAAAAUGUCUGAAAGAUCAGAUCUCCUUCACUUCAAGUUUGAAAAUUAUGGAGAUUCAAUGUUACAAAAAAUGAACAAAUUAAGAGAAGAGAAUAAAUUUUGUGAUGUUACAGUUCUCAUAGAUGAUAUUGAGGUACAGGGGCAUAAAAUUGUGUUUGCUGCAGGUUCCCCCUUCUUAAGAGACCAGUUUUUACUGAAUGAUUCCAGAGAGGUGAAAAUCUCAAUAUUACAGAGUUCUGAAGUGGGGAGACAAUUGCUCUUAUCCUGUUAUAGUGGUGUGCUGGAAUUCCCUGAGAUGGAACUGGUAAAUUACUUGACUGCUGCGAGUUUUCUUCAGAUGAGCCACAUUGUAGAACGGUGCACACAGGCCCUGUGGAAGUUUAUAAAGCCAAAACAACCAAUGGAUAGUAAAGAGGGAUGUGAACCACAGAGUGCUUCUCCCCAGUCAAAAGAACAGCAGGGAGAUGCCAGAGGCUCCCCAAAGCAGGACUCACCUUGUAUUCAUCCAUCUGAAGACAGUAUGGAUAUGGAGGACAGUGAUAUUCAGAUUGUUAAGGUAGAAUCUAUUGGGGAUGUAUCUGAGGUUAGAAGUAAGAAAGAUCAGAACCAGUUUAUUUCUUCUGAACCCACUGCUUUACACUCAUCAGAGCCCCAGCACUCCCUGAUUAAUUCAACUGUGGAAAACAGAGUAAGUGAAAUAGAACAAAACCAUCUCCACAAUUAUGCCCUUUCUUAUACAGGCAGUGAUAACAUCAUCAUGACCUCAAAAGAUGUUUUUGGGCCUAAUAUUCGAGGUGUAGACAAAGGCUUACAGUGGCAUCACCAGUGCCCAAAGUGUACCAGGGUGUUUCGUCACCUGGAGAACUACGCCAACCAUUUAAAAAUGCACAAACUCUUUAUGUGUCUACUCUGCGGCAAGACUUUUACUCAGAAAGGCAACCUUCAUCGACACAUGCGCGUACAUGCCGGAAUUAAACCUUUCCAGUGUAAAAUCUGUGGGAAAACCUUUUCUCAGAAGUGUUCCUUACAGGAUCAUCUUAACCUUCACAGUGGAGAUAAGCCCCAUAAGUGUAACUAUUGUGACAUGGUUUUUGCACAUAAGCCAGUUUUGAGGAAACACCUUAAACAGCUGCAUGGCAAAAACAGCUUUGAUAAUGCCAAUGAGAGAAAUGUGCAAGACCUCACAGUGGAUUUUGAUUCUUUUGCUUGUACAACAGUAACAGACUCUAAAGGGUGUCAGCCACAGCCUGACGCAACACAGGUCCUGGAUGCAGGUAAACUGGCCCAAGCUGUCCUGAACUUAAGGAGUGAUAGUACUUGUGUGAAUUGAGUAGGGACUUAAUGCUCACAACUAGCAGUGACUGAGAAUGUGGCAAUAGUCUGAGUCUUUUUAGGAGUGGUUUUGCUAGUUUGACUUCUCUGAAGCCUCUAUGCAGGUGGUAUGGGGUGAGUGAAAGCACUAAUAGACCAGGCAACUUAAACCACUUGGAGUGGUUUUGCCUUCCUUCUGAUCUCUCCCAUUUUCUGUUUUAUUUAUCCUGUGAUGUCUGUUUUCCUUUCCCAAGGAAUACUUCCAUUUGUCUACCUAAUGUUGAUUUGUCUUAGACUGACACUGUUUUAGGCUUUUAUCAGGCCCAGUCUGAAGGUCACCAACAAAUUAAUAAUAUCAUCCUAUUCUCCAUUAAUAGAGGCUAUGCUAGGUGAAUAAUUUUUCUUUGGCAAAAAAAUAGUUUGAGAUAUAUGGUAAUACUGCUGUUGAUCUGAGUGUGAUAGAACCCUCUGGUUGCCUACUGAUAAUUCAUCCACGUCUGAUAAAUUAAUGAAUCUGCUUCCUACCAUUUGUACUUGCCUGCAGCUGGCUAUCAAGAAGUAUGUUGGUUUGUUGUAUGCCCUUUUCAACACUAUUGUAGCCCAACUUCAUCUCACUGUUCACAUAGACCAGAGUACAAUCUUUUCAGCAACACCUGGAGACAGAUCACCACCAGGAGUGUAAUUAACAAAGGACAGAAAUACAGUUAAUACAACAGUACUCAUAUGGAAAGUCUUCCAGGUAGCACAUCCCACCAAGAGACCAGAUUCUUAAAGUGUAACUUCCUGAUGCUUUUGAAAUUGUGAUUGCUUCUGGCACAUUUGAAAUGUGCUAAAAAAUAAUGGUUUCUCUAGAAAGGGGGCUGUUGAGGAGACUCUGAACUUUGCAUCAGAGUUUAGCCAUCAGAAAGGUGAGUUUGGCUAUUAGAGUUUUGUCCAGUACACUAUAAGUAUCUCAAUUUUCCUUUCAUCAUAUCUUGAUUCCUAAAAUAUAUGGAAAAAUUAACUGGAACACAGAGGAACAAUCUGCAUUCAGAACAAUGUUGUAUUCAAAUACCCCUCCUAAAGGUACUCCAUCCCACUUUCCUACCUUCAAUGGAUUGAUAAUACAAAGUUGAUCUUCCAAUAUGGAAAAACAAAACAACUGUUUCUCCCACAGCACAUUUCAGACAUAAAUUUUAAGUCUUUUAUUUGUUUAAGACACCCUGAGUUAGAUUUAGGUAAUAGGAGCAUUAAGAGUACUUAGAGAAUCUUAGGAGAUCAUUUAUUCCACCUCUUUCCAUUUAAGUUGGGGCAUCGAAAGCCAAGACUGGCCAAAGUAGAUAAGUGAUAAAUAUGAACUAAUAUCUCCUUACUUCAUUAUACCUUGACUUAAAUUAGUACAUGAUGGAGAAUAAUGCAUUAGCGAAAAGCUCCCAGUUUGUAUUUCACCUCUGUGUUUACCUGUUGGCUUUCUGAGACAGCCUGGAUUUUGCCAACACAAUAUCACAGAGGGACUUACUUGUGUUAGUUAUUAUUUUUUAAGAUUUAUUUAAUUUUUUGCUGGGGAUCAAACCCAGAGCAUGUUGUGCAUGCUUGGCAAGCACUCUACCACUAAGCUACAUCACCAGCCUAUUAAUUAUUUUUUAGUUUUUUAAGUAUUACAUUCUUCCCAAGCAAGUGACUGAUAAGUUGAAUGUUGUUAGGGAGGGAAAAAGCAAGUAAGAAUGUGAGAAGGCUCCCAAUGUGAAAUUGAUUUGUUUGGAAAAAUAUUUAUUUUGUUUUUUCAGGAUUUUGUUUUUAUUUUUGAGCAAUGAGAAUGCAUGCAAAGAUAAUCAAAAGUUAGGCUAAUUCAUAUAGUCUGAUGGGUUAUAAUUUGAUACAGUUACAUGUGAGUCAAAUUUGAAGUAUAUUUCUCAUUUAAAAAUUUAAAAUGAGAAUACAGUUGAGUGAUGAGACCACUAGAUACCUUAUAUGUCCAGCAUUACUCAUUAUUAUGUUCUAAUGCUGCUUCCUAGCAUUCUAAUUGGUAUAUGAUCCAAAGACUAUCAUUUCUAUGCAACAGUGAGCCUACAGUAUCAACCAGUGUUGUUAUUUUCUCUGAACAUCAUUUCUUCACAGGAAAAUUUCAAUAUGGAAUACUUCCUUUGGUCAUAUGCAUGUCCUGUUUUUGUACUAGUGUGAAGACUGAAAGGCAUGGGUUCAAAUAUGAUUGGUCUCUUUGGUUGGAGACUAUUUGGUUGGAAUUCAAACUUUUUUUUUUUUAAAUGCUGGGGAUUGAACCAAAGGCCUUGUGUAUGCUGAGUACAUGCUCUACCACUGAACUACACCUUCAACCUCAAGAAACAUUUAUUAAGCACCUACUGUUGCCAGGCACUAUAUAGAUAAUGAGGAUAUGAAGGUAAGAUUUGAUAAGGUCCCUGCCCUCACGGACCUUAUUGUCUUAUGUGGUCUAAGGGAGACAAGGUCUCAAUUUGAUUUUCUAGUAAGAAAAACUGCCUUGUUUUCUUUGAUCACUUAAAGCAUUUUUGUGAUUUUUCUGUUAGUAAAACUUUUAGUUCUCACUUUUUGCAAGUGCAAACCACUGAACUAAUCUGCAGUCUCCUCCAUUUCUUGGCUGGAGAGGUGUUUUGUUUCUGUGAGACAUUUCCUAAUUUUGGUGAGUUUCCUUUUCUCCUUCUUUGCUUAUACAUGUUUCUUAGAUUAUGCUGCAAAGAGUUCAAGUUACUGAUAUGAAGUAAGUUUUAUAGAGGAAGAUGACUUUCAAACAUAGUCGUGUUCCUAUAGAGAAGAAUUUAAAAAUCUUAGUCUUUCAGCAUUUGUAUUUUAUCCAUCCCCAGGAUAAUUAAAAAGGAGAAAGGACUCUUUUCCAGCUUGGUUUUUAAAAAAAUUACUGUGUCUCAGUUAUUUAUUUAUUAUUUAAUUUUAAAGACAAACUCCAAACUGAAGUGGUUCUGAGGUAAAUCAGAUGUGGUUUUAAUUUGUCUUAGUUUCUUCAUUAGAUCUAUGAUGGAAGGUGACCAGUGUCACCACUUCUAAAAUCUUGUCCUAAACAAACCACCCAGAACAUUUUAUUUCAGCUCAUGAAUAGCUGUUCUAAAUCUGUUGUAUGUUAGACAUACUAUGAACUACCUCUUCACUUAUUAUGGGGAAGUUUCCUUAAUAAAAGUGUGACAAUUAAAACUCUGGUGUCAGUGAUUUACUUUCUUAUUCUCUCCCCUCCUGCUUUUUCAGUUGCUUGAAUUU